This is a messenger RNA of Talaromyces stipitatus ATCC 10500, 967 nucleotides long. Its product is annotated as protein kinase, putative. Lineage: Eukaryota; Fungi; Ascomycota; Eurotiomycetes; Eurotiales; Trichocomaceae. Gene Ontology annotation, biological process: protein phosphorylation. Gene Ontology annotation, molecular function: protein serine/threonine kinase activity; ATP binding. The transcript has 2 exons. The coding region runs from base 86 to 967 and encodes 293 amino acids. Gene Ontology annotation, cellular component: nucleus; EKC/KEOPS complex; cytosol. The record is from RefSeq and is a predicted model, not a curated record.
GCACUAGACAACAAUAAAAACAACGAUACCACGAUCCAAGACCGUCGCAUCUCUUUCUAUCCGACAAAAUAUAGUUCAACUCAACAUGAAUACAGAAUAUACACCUCCACCCCUCCCCCCUCCAUUCUCACACACAACCCCGCCUCCAAUCCUCCUGGCCCAAGGCGCCGAAGCUCGAUUAUACAAAACCACAUUCCUCACACCAGACACACCAGCAGCGCUCAAAAUACGACCUACAAAACCCUAUCGACACGAACUACUAGAUCGACGCCUGACACGUCAGCGCGUCUUACACGAGGCAAGAUGUUUAAUGAAACUUGUCCGUGAAGGGGUCAGUGUCCCCGCCAUUCUGGCUCUGGAUUGGGAUCCAGCAACACCCGCAGAUGGACAGCGGUCUGUUGGGGCGUGGUUAAUGAUGGAAUGGAUUGAGGGGUUGGCUGUUAAGCAUAUAUUGGAGAGGUGGGAGAAGUGGAUGAAGAAAUCGAUCAAUACCGCCACUUCGGAAGAUUCAUAUUUCAAUAAAGAAGAGGAAGAGGCAAAAGUCAAAGAAUUGAUGAAGAGAAUUGGCCGUACGGUUGGGAGUAUGCAUAAGGUUGGCGUCGUUCAUGGGGAUCUUACCACGAGUAAUCUGAUCCUCAGACCACCGGUUGAUUCUUCUACGCCCUCGGAUAUCACGGAGUCGCCAUCAAUGGCGGGGGAUAUUGUGCUUAUUGAUUUCGGUCUUGCUAGUACGAGCUCCCACGAGGAAGAUCGUGCGGUUGAUUUAUAUGUCUUGGAGCGGGCAUUUGGAAGUACGCAUCCUAUGACAGAGAAUUUCUUCUCCGUGGUUCUAGACGGCUAUUCUGAAAGUUUUAAAGGCGCAAAAUUGGUCCUCAAAAAGUUAGAGGAUGUGAGAAUGCGCGGCCGGAAGCGAAAGAACCGCCCAAACGCCUCGCUAGGACUAAAUGCAGAAGAAGAUGAUCGAUAG